CAGUUCAUCUCAAACUCUUCACUCUUUGCAAAAUGAACAAACUAUUCUUUGGUGUCCUUGUGUCAAUCAUUGUUGCCUACGGCAGUGUAGAUGGCAAACGCGUUGGAUGGCCUUAUGAACAAAUUGGUUCAAAAUAUUAUUAUAUUGAACGAUCAACAGAGCGCACUUGGCUUGGAGCCCAUCACAAAUGUCGGGCAAUUGGAGGACAUUUGCUUAGUAUCAACAAUAAAAAUGAAUUCGACGCAAUCAACCGCAAUUUGGAUGAAGAAUAUAAUUAUUGGAUCGACAUUAACGAUUUAACUAAAGAGGGAGAAUUCCUUUCGGUGGCAACUGGUCGAAAAGCGACGUAUUUCAACUGGCAUGAAAAUGAACCAAACAAUAAAGAUGGCUUUGAACAUUGUGGCGAAUUGAACUACGGUUAUGACAAGCACCUGAUGAAUGAUAAUAAUUGCUUUGAGAAACAAUUCUUUAUUUGCGAGUACUAAGAUUAAGUAAAUAAAUAUAUUUCAAUACAUUAAUGUCGCUGCUGAAAAGCCCAUAAAUGUCACAAA
Drosophila nasuta is the source of this 551-nucleotide messenger RNA. It is a transcript of the gene lectin-37Db, whose product is annotated as C-type lectin 37Db. NCBI's taxonomy places the organism in Eukaryota, Metazoa, Arthropoda, Insecta, Diptera, Drosophilidae. The coding region runs from base 33 to 485 and encodes 150 amino acids. The record is from RefSeq and is a predicted model, not a curated record. The transcript has 2 exons.